CGAGAGAGGGUCGAGUACGACGGAUGUUGUUAACGGUAGUAUCAGUCGUAGAAAGAACGUUGUUAAAGUAAAAUGUGUGGAGUGAAACCAAGAAUAAAAAAAAAUUAAAUAAAAAAUUAAAAAAAAAUCAUUAAAAUAUGCUGUAAGUGUAUGCAAAUCAAAUAAAAAAAAUUUCAAAAAAUGUGUUAAUAAAUUGCCAGUGAGAACAAAUUCUUAUAAUUGCAUGCUGACUGACCGUUUGUUUGUUGUGAAAACUAAAAACCUGUUUUGGUCUGCGUUUUUGCUUCCUCCAGUGAGUCAAAAUUAAAAUCCUGGACUUAGAAUAAGGAAACAAAUUUGCAUUGUCGUUGACAAAAAUUUGUUCACCAGCACAGUCACGCACUGUCGGCCCUGCUGACUUCAGGGGUGGACCUUGUUCAAAUUAAAUAAGUUAAACCCAAUUUAGUAACAACACAGCAAUAUUUACAAUAGCAAUUAGUAGGACGAUUAUCACACGAGAACAAUGUAAAUGAACUCGGUCGCCAUCAACAAUAUUGGGGGGAGACAAUCACACAUAUACACGAAAGCCCUCAUUCAGACAGUCUGGAAGCCAGUGAGCAAGUAACAUUUUAAUUAGUUUUCUGUCAUAAUUGAAAAUUUGCGUUUAAUGUGCGCUGAUAGGCCGGCCCUGUAGUAUUCGAAUCAUCCAUCCAUCCAUCACAACGUUUGAGGCAUAAUCGCCCAGAGUAUCACAAUUUUCAACCCCAGCAAUAUUUAUAAAUGGGAUAACAUCUUCAUCUUCUUUUCCGAAGCAAAAAAAAGAAAAGCGGCAGAAAGAAGUCGUUUUAAUUGAAUCAACUUCAAAUUAGUAAAGUCAUCGGAGGCAUCAUCAUUGCCUUAUUGCAGCAUCUGUUGCUGCUGCAUUUGCCAACCAACCGAGCCGCUAGUCAUUCACAAUGCCCUCGCUGAGACAAAAGGUCACCACAUACUUCAGGCAAUUGAGUUUUAUAGCUGAGCCAAGAGAUGGACCGAAAAGUCCCAGAAAGACGGACGAUGAUGGCAAUUUCAUAAUUAAAUAUUUGGAAGGCCGCAUGGAUCGUCACUACACUCCGGGGCCUGAGAUAUACAAUGGUCAGAAUCCUACCGAUUUACCACAACUGAAAAUCGCAAGCUAUCCCACAGGGGCGAGUACCAUUACUGCAGCCUGCACGGGACCCGAUGAUGGCCUGACGGGCAUUAAACGUUCUAAAUUGCAUUUAAGUGCCAGUUACGCCGAUGAUAUAGACUUCAUUGAUACUAUACAGGAAACCGAUUGCUACGAGGUACGCAAAAGUAUUAACACCUCGACCACAAGUCGUGGCCACAGCAAUAAAAUCCAAAGAUUGGGUAGUAAUCGCCGCCUCAGCAAUAGCGGUGGCCCCACUUCCAGUUCUAAUGAUCAAAAUGCCAACAAAGGAAACAGUGCAGGUGGUGGUGGUGGCAUGAGAUCCCGUAAAAAUUCCAAAUCCAGCAUUUCAAAUUUGUCACAAAGUACCAAAGAUUCUUCAUCGGCAAGCAAGAGCACUAGUCAGCGAAACGAAGAGAAUUCUAACAAAUCCACCACUAUUGUGGUGAGUAUGGUGUCAUCUGCGGGCAAACCACCACCACCGUCAGCAACUACCACCGAUUUGAAAACCAAUGCUGCCAACGAUCAAAAUAAUAAAAAUCUUUUAAACACUAAUAAGACUGAGGACACAUCACUCCAACUUAAAAGCCAAGAAAAUGGCGAAAGUCUCAAAUCGGAAGCGAAUGGCACAAAAAUCUUAGAAGACACCACCGAACGUCUUCUGCGAGAAGCAGUAUCCAAUCAAUCCACCCCGCCUGUAGUGGAUCCAGAUGAUGUCAUUGCCGGUGUCAGCAAUUGGAAAAUGGAAAGUGAUUUGGCUUAUGGCAUUUCCGUAUCGCUGUAUGAGAACAACAUGCUAACCAAAGAACCCAUGGGUAAUCCCAUUGCCGACUGUUAUGGCAUGGUGGUGCGCGGAAAUGCUGCUGUCAUGGCUUUGGCGGAUGGUGUUAAUUGGGGCGAUGGUGCUCGUUUAGCAGCUCGUUCUGCUGUGCAUGGCUGUUUGGAUUAUUUGGAUCGUGCCAUUUUUGGUUUUUCCCAAGAGUGUACGGCCACCUCAACACAAGAGGUGUUCGUUAGUCUCCUGCGUAGUCUGUGGGAGGGUCAUGGCUGUAUUUUGGAAGUUGGCGGUGCUCUUAGUACACUCACAAUAGCUGUAGUUUUACCUUUAGCCAAAGAUGAGAAUGUUGCCAUAAAUGGGGAGGUAGCCGGCAACGAAAAGUAUGUUGUGUGUGCCUGCAAUGUGGGUGAUUCAUUGGGUUAUGUGUACUCAAAGAAGCAUGGUGUUCGGGAAUUUACUUUAGCAUCACAUGACAUUACAUCCAUGCGAGAUAUGCGCGACGCUUUGGGUGCACUCGGUCCAGCUGAUGGCAACAAACCGGAAUUGAGCAACCUUACAUUGUCUAUGACGAUUAUUGAUCAUGGUGACAUUGUAUUCCUCACCUCAGAUGGUAUUAGUGAUAACUUUGAUCCUGUCGUUGGCAAAUUCGCCGAGGCCUGGACGCCCGAUGUAAAACUCAUGCCCACAACACCAGCCACGCAUACAGGAGUGUUGGCACCCAAAAGACAAAAUAAAAGUGCUUCUGCGAUAUAUGCCCGUUUGCAUGGAUCCUCAAACCCCACAAGUCCUCAACCGCCUGUCCGUCCUCCACGCACUAAGAAAUCAUCAUCGCCAGAAUGUGCUUCUGGUUCAGCCAGCGCUCCUAGUCGUCCCAAAUAUAUGAGAUCUCAUACAGUCAUAGAACCGCGAAGACUAUCCUCGGCGGGGCUUAAUCCCACAGCCCGCCAAAGAGACUAUGAUUACAAGCCCAAAAUACCAAAAUCUUCUACUGGUCUGCCUCUAGUGACGGGUCCCCAGAGACAUGCUUUAACCUUGUACCGCUUGGAAGAUUUGCUCAGUUAUGGUAUAAAUGGAACAUUCUCCCCAUGUUCUUCGGCGCGACGCCUCUGUCACUUGCUCAUUGAUUUUGUACGCAUGAUCACCUCAGCCCGACGUAAAACUUUGGAACAGCGUGAGCUCUUCUACAAACUCUCCACAGGCCCCGAUGGAAUUAAGCGAGAAGUUGAAAUGAAUCGCAUGCAACAUAGGGCGGCGCGCAAACGCGUUAUUGAUAGUUCUGCCUUUUCGGCAUUACCUGGUAAAUUGGACCAUGCCACUGUGGUAGCCUACACAGUGGGCAGUGGUGUAUGUACGGCAUCGAAUGGCCAUAUUUCCUUAACAUCGGAUCGACAAAGGCCCAAUAACGAAAGCAAUGCUGCAAAUGCAGGUGCUGGACACUCACUGGGAAGUGCUCCCUUGCAAUCAAAGGAAUUUCAGGAAACUAAUUUUUAGAGCUAAGACCUAAGCAAGUUUCAAACUGCAACCUAUAACUGAUAUAUGGCAAAAGAAUUUAUCGAUUACAAAAUGUGUGCUUUAAAGAAUACUUUCUUAGUAACAAUGUCCAAAACUGAAGUUUAUGCAUACCCCUCCCAGUUUUUCUUUAGAAUAUAAGAGCCUCUUUUUCUAUCUUAUGGAAUUUGGCUAUCUAUGUGUAAUUAUCUACCAUCUAUCUAUACCCUAAUCUAGAUUUGUAAAGCUGCAAUUUAUAUGCCUCAUAGUUAUUCGUAUAUACAUAAAUGUAUUUUAUAUAUAAAGAUGUAAUAAUUCCAAAUAUUUUUCACCAAAAAUAUAUACAUAGCCCUCCUCAAAAAUUAAAACAAAAAAAUCAGAGAAAAUGGAUUUUUAAAAAAAUCGUACUGCCUGAAAACUUUACUAGAUUUUGAAAAAGGAAUUUUUUUAUGGAAUGUGAAACAUAAGCAAAUGUGCAUUGUGAACGUAAAAUGGCUACUAAGUAAGAAAUCAUAAAUAUUUUGAAUAAAAAUCAUUUCAUAAAUGCUUUAAAAAA
This is a messenger RNA of Stomoxys calcitrans (stable fly), 3966 nucleotides long. RefSeq names its product PP2C-like domain-containing protein CG9801. The record is from RefSeq and is a predicted model, not a curated record. The transcript has 5 exons. The coding region runs from base 936 to 3413 and encodes 825 amino acids. Lineage: Eukaryota; Metazoa; Arthropoda; Insecta; Diptera; Muscidae.